AUGAGUAACUCGAUGGACGACUAUAUUCAAGUUGGAAUUGAUAUUGGAACAACUAAAUGCUGCAUUUGUGUUGUGGAUCAAAACAGGAAACUAAGAGUUCUCGAAGUAGACAUGACGAGACUUGAUUACAAAGAACUUCUCCCAUCUUACGUUGCAUUUGUUCAAGAUAAAGUUAUUGUUGGUGAAGUUGUGAAGAAAAUGACACAAACAAGCAAUGUGUUGUAUGACCCAAAGCGUCUUUUUGGUCUUGUCCUUGAUUACAUACCUAAAGAUGAAAAGAAAUCGUUUACGUUUGAUAUUGAACAGAAAGAUAAUCAUAUAGUGUAUAUGGUUGACAUGGGGAAUGAAAACAUCGAGCUUGAGCCAUUUCGCCCAGAAGAAGUAACUGCUUUUCUUGUUCAAAGACUUCUUGGGAAACUGGAGGAGAUACCCGAGUACAGAAACAAGAAAAAGAAAUAUGUUGUGACACAUCCCGCUUCAUUUCAGGAUACCCAAAUGAUUGCUACUGAAAUGGUAAUGCAUCUUGUUGGCAUCACAACAUUUAAGUUUCUAUCAGAACCAGUUGCAGCACUACUGAGCAUGAAGACGAAGAUGAGUGAUAUAAAAGUGGAUGAGAAUGUUGUAGUUAUAGAUGUUGGUGGUGGGACAUUAGAUGUCACAAUAUGUUCAUUGAAAAAUAGUGGGUACUAUGAGUGUGAGGCAUGUAAUGGUGAUUUUAGUGUCGGUGGAAAUGCUGUUGACAGAGCAGUGAGUGAAUUGAUUAUUGCUAAAACAGCGAAUAUAGAAGAAUAUUCCACGUACUUUUCAGAGCCAAAACGUGCACUUAUUACUGAAAAAUUAGCUUACCAAAAAAAGAAGGUUCGACUUCGGGCAGAGUCUGAGAGAGUAAAGAUACUACUUUCGUCAAAGGAAGUUGUUGAAGUCAAUCUCUCCUUUUUAUUUGAUUCAACUGUAGGAUAUGUGAUGAAAAUUAAAAGGGAUGAAAUGAAUGAGAAAUGUAGUGAUUUAUUUGAAAAAUAUCGUGCGUGCAUUAGACAAACGCUUAAUAAAGGUAAUAUUAAUUCAAGAACUAUUAAAAGAGUGAUAAUGACGGGUGGUGCAUCUUAUAUGCAGGCAUUGCAAAACCAAGCAAAAUUGAUAUUCAAAGAAGCUACAAUCACUGUUGUUGACACACCCGAGUUGGCUGUUGUGAAAGGUGCUUCAAUGUUCCAUCAGGGCGACAUUCAAAAUGUUUUCAAUCAUUCUAACGAAGACAUUCGAGUUGAAAUUGGAUCGAAAUGUGAAGUGAUUGUUUCAAAAACAGACUUACUCCCAGCAGAAGGUACAAAAAAAGUUAUGACUGUAGUGGACGGACAAAAGAAAGCCGUGUUCAAGAUUUACAAAGGAGAUAACUCCCAAGCCGAUUUUAACACAUUUGUCGGAGAAUUUGUGUUUGACAAACUCCCACCUCAAAAAGCUGGAGAUGUUAUCUUUAUUCUAACAGUUGGAGUUGACACUGUUGGUAAUAUCGAAGCAAAAGCACAAAUGAUAGGUGGAAGAACAGAAAGCACAAUUGCAACUGUAUCGUUUGAGAAGGAUGAAGAAGAUUUUACAAAUACCAAAAGGCACUUUGAUGCUUUUAAAUAA
This is a messenger RNA of Entamoeba invadens IP1, 1626 nucleotides long. Its product is annotated as heat shock 70 kDa protein, putative. Gene Ontology annotation, biological process: cellular response to unfolded protein; protein refolding. Bases 1 to 1626 code for a protein of 541 amino acids. Lineage: Eukaryota; Evosea; Mastigamoebida; Endamoebidae. Gene Ontology annotation, cellular component: cytoplasm. The transcript has a single exon. Gene Ontology annotation, molecular function: misfolded protein binding; ATP hydrolysis activity; ATP-dependent protein folding chaperone. The record is from RefSeq and is a predicted model, not a curated record.